AUGGAUAUAAUCGAAGGGCCACGGUUUUUGGGUGGAUUUGAAAGUGAGAAUGACGUAGGAAAUGUUUGUCCAGUAUGUAAUGAAGUCUCUAAAGACCUGUUGCAGUUGAACAUCCAUUUAGAUGUAGUUCAUGGGUUUUCGGAACAGAGCUCAGAUACUGGAGGGUUAAAUACCCCCAUUUGGGAUGGUAAUAAAGCAGUUGAUCAAAAGAGGUCUACCAAAAAGCCCAAAUUUGUCCUGCAAAGGUCCCACUGGGCCAAAAUGAAUAAGGGCCAAAGCCGAUGCUCAGAAUGUAACGUAAAACUACACACUUCUACUGGGAUCAUAAACUGUCGCCAUUGUGGACAGCUAUUUUGCUUCAAACACUGCCAGAAUGCCAUGAGACUCAAUGAACAAGCAGCGUAUGACAUCGAGAGGGGUGAGUGGUGUAGGUGCUGCCGCAAUUGCUCCUUGAAAAAGCUUGGCCGUAACAGUUUUGGCGCUGUGGAGAGUAAAACCGAUGUAUUUCUGAAGCUCAGACGCUCGAAAGUAGAAGAUAAACAACUAUUGCUUCUGCAGCUUGAAAAUAGGUUUGUGAGAUUGAUUAACGGGAUCACACACGUCAAUUUGAAGCACCGAGACAGUAUUCUGGGUUCCGUCAGGAAAGCUGCAGAAAUUUCGCGCCUCGAAAAGAGUAUUGUUCCCUGGGUUCCAGAUCAAUUUGCUCUAGCUUGCAGUUUAUGUUUCAAGGGUUUUGGGGUAACGUUGCGUAAGCACCACUGCAGGCUCUGUGGGAAGGUAGUUUGCGAUGAUGGUGCAACGAAUUGCUCGAACCAAAUUCCCAUUACCAACAUGAUUAAUGCGGCAGCAGACCUCCCCAUUCGACUUCCACCUGAGUUGGAAAUCUCUGAAUUAAGCACGCAAAUACGGGUAUGUUCGAUGUGCUCUCAGUUUCUCUUUAAAAAUCGUAAAUUUGACGCUGAACUUGCUAUGCCUUUGUCUACCAUCUUUCAGCUCUACGAAAGGAUGCAUGGCACCGCAGCCAUUAUUAUUUCGGCUACUCAGAGUCUCAAAGAGGCCACGACCGAACAAUCAUAUGAAGACGCCAAAUCACCAAAUGCGAGUGAUGUCGCUAAACUUUCUAGAGCUCGACGCAGGUUGCUAGAUUCCUUCGCGGGAUACGACAGAAUCACCAAACAAAUUUUAAACAGCCAUGCCAGAAACCCAACUGAGGCGCGGAUCCAAUCAUCUAUUGUAUCACAGGCCUCUCUAUUUAUACAGCAGAACAUGCUACCGUUGAAAAAUUUAACAUCUCACCUAGCAUCACAAAUCGAGUCAUCACAGGAACCUUCACCAGAAGCUACAUCUAAUGCAAUCAGUGGGCGGUCGAGCAACAACCUCACUAUCCAGGAAGUGAAGGAAUAUCGCACCCAACUGAUGGUCCUGAACGAACAGAAGUACUUGGUUGAAAAUAUGAUUGCUAAUGCCACGAAGCAACGUAAGUUUGAAGAAGCUACGACCUUAAGCAAGAAUCUCGAGGAGCUCAAAUUGCAGGCUGGGGAAUUAAGUAACCUCCUGGGAGACGAAGGAUUCAGUUGA
Messenger RNA from Lachancea dasiensis, 1578 nucleotides. The record is from the annotation of a GenBank genome assembly. Lineage: Eukaryota; Fungi; Ascomycota; Saccharomycetes; Saccharomycetales; Saccharomycetaceae.